AUGUCUAUUUUUGUUCUCUCCUCAGUUAAGAACCACCCGUUUGGCAGCGAGUUUGACAGUUCUUAUGACGAGACGGAGAAGGACACCAUUCUGAAACUUCUCCUCAACCUUCACGACCACCUGGCUCAUAUUGCUGGCCAACAUGACUGUACCGCCCCGGAGCAGCAGCAGGCCAACAGGAGCCUGUCUCUGAAGGAGGCCUCGGACUAUCUCCUGCAGCAGAGUGAACAGUACCGUCACUGGGUUCUCCUCGCUCUGGAGUGGAUCAUACGGACGGGGGAGGACGUUGGCAUACGGCUGAUCGGGGAUAACCCAGAGGAGGCAGUAGCGGAGGUGAGUGAGGUGACUCGUCUGGAGUCGACCCACCCCAAGAUGUCCUUCUCCUGCCGCUUCAGAAGAGCCUUCUUUACAGUCAUCCACAGGGUGCUGCUCGUCCUAACAGUGAUUGGUCUGGUGUGGGGUGUAUUCUACUACAUGAAGUAUCGUUGGAGGAGCGAGGAAGAGGAGACCAGGCAGAUGUAUGACAUGGUGGAGAGAAUCAUCGGUGUUCUGAGGAUCCACAAUGCAUCAUGUCAGGAGAACAAUGACCUCCAGCCCUACCUGCCCAUUCCUCAUGUCAGAGACUCCCUGGUCCAACCCCAGGACAGAAAGAAGCUGAAGAAGGUCUGGGACCGGGCUGUGACCUUCCUCUCAGCCAAUGAGAGCCGUAUCAGGACAGAGUCUCAGCGGAUUGGCGGAGCCGACUUCCUGGUGUGGAGGUGGCUCCAGCCCUCUCUGAGCUGCGACCAGAUCUCACUCAUCCCCUCCAAAGUCUGGCAGGGCAAAGCGUUUCCUCUGGACAGGAGGAACUCUCCUCCCAACAGUUUAACACCGUGUCUGAAGAUCAGAAACAUGUUUGAUCCAGUCAUGGAGGUUGGUGAAAACUGGCAUCUGGCCAUCCACGAGGCCAUCUUGGAGAAGUGUUGUGACAACGACGGCAUCGUCCACAUCGCUGUCGACAAGAACUCCAGAGAGGGCUGCGUCUAUGUGAAGUGUCUGUCAGCAGAACACUCAGGGAAAGCCUUCAAGGCGCUACAUGGCUCCUGGUUCGAUGGUAAGCUGGUGACGGUGAAGUACCUGCGUCUGGACCGUUACCACCAGCGGUUCCCUCAGGCCCAGGGCUGUACCACCUCCCUGAAGCCCUCCAACACCUACAUGAACACCAUGUCCAGACUACGUCACCACACCAGCCCUGACAGCAGCUCUAACACGAACUCUCUAGGCUUCUCCUGAGGGGGGGGUGCAGAUACCCCGGCCUCCUCUCUCCCUCAACCCCACCACACCAGCCCUGACGCUAACUCUCUAGGCUUCUCCUGAGGGGGGGGGGGGGUGCAGAUACCCCGGCCUCCUCUCUCCCUCAACCCCACCACACCAGCCCUGACGCUAACUCUCUAGGCUUCUCCUGAGG
Molecule: messenger RNA, 1447 nt
Organism: Oncorhynchus masou masou (cherry salmon)
Lineage: Eukaryota; Metazoa; Chordata; Actinopteri; Salmoniformes; Salmonidae
Product: inner nuclear membrane protein Man1-like
Exons: 10
Coding region: 1-1272 (423 amino acids)
Biological process (GO): nuclear envelope organization; negative regulation of BMP signaling pathway
Molecular function (GO): chromatin DNA binding
Source: RefSeq, a predicted model, not a curated record